AUGCCUUUUGUUUCUCUGGCAUGUUGUUUUCUGGUGCCUUACAUUGUAACUACUGUGGCCGACGACCAUCGCUCGACCGCACCAAAGAACGUCUUCCAUGCGCGGCAGUUGCUGCACUGGGAGCAGAGUUCGACCGUUGAGGUCUACUAUGCGGAGUUUCUCCUGGCCCAGUGGGUUUUGGACUCUGCGCCGUGGAAUGCCUACCAUUCUGGCCUGGCCUUCUUGAACAGAGACACUGGGGAAAGGUGUCUCUAUGAUUUCAGUCCCGUGGACACUUCUUCGGUGAUGAAGAUGCUGAUGCCCGAGAUUGAUGCCAGUAGCAAACUUGCGGUGUCUCGGUUGCAAGCACUGCUGGUGCGCCUGAAUGCUAUUGAAAUGAGCUUCGUGUUGCUGGGCGACUACCGCUUGCAUUGGUCCAACCAUGCCAGGACGCAAUUGGAGCUCACUUGGCCCUCAAAUUACGAACGCUUUGUUCGCAUAGGAGUUUCCACUGGACGGACAUUCAUGAAGUUCACAGAUUGGGUGGCGGCCAGCUUUGCUCCAAAUCAUAGCGCCUUUCAACCUUUGGAGGUGGCGGAUGUGAAUUCCCGAGGCUUUCUGGUGCGUUCCACCAUGUGCCACGACUUUGUCACGGAUGGCCUUCGCUUUCUCUAUGACCAUGGAGCCAAGCUGCGGGCCGAGGAACACGUCUUUCGAGAUCAUAUCAUUAUGAUUCUUGGACGACGAACAUGA
This is a messenger RNA of Cladocopium goreaui, 732 nucleotides long. The record is from the annotation of a GenBank genome assembly. NCBI's taxonomy places the organism in Eukaryota, Dinophyceae, Suessiales, Symbiodiniaceae.